CAGCUGAUCGGUGAUCAGCCGCAGCACACAACGUCCUGCCGCUCACUGCGCUGACCGGACGGUGCCACCGGCCCCGCGGAUCUGCCUCCUCCAGCGCGGGACACUGGCCCUUUAAGACGCAUAAAGAGGACGACGGCUCCGGGCGCAUCGGUGCCGCGCUUUACAUUUCACCAGUUAUCUAUUUACACGUCUGCUUCUGUGGUAACACACCACUAGUGUAUAUACGGUAGAAAGGGGUUUAUUCAUAUGAGGUGUAUAUGUGGACAUUUUUAGACCCCGGGAGGAGAAAUGUGACGCCGUGCGCCGCCGCUUUGCUCUCUGGUGCGUAAUUGAUUCGUGUGGACAAUUCUGAGCUGCAGCACAAAUUCUGCUGCAGUGUCCUCCACUAAGCCCUUCUCUAACGGAGGGGAAGGCUGCUGGUUUUGGACGUCCUACGUUUGUGUCGUUCCGUGACAUCCUGUGCACCAGGCAGGCAGUGAGCGCUCCCUCGCCUCGUCCCCAUCACUUAAAUGACAAUGGAAGACAAACGCAAGAAGCGCAGCCCAAAGGUGUCCCUCCCGCAGCCCCCUCCUCCCCCCAUCAACCCCCGCAAACUCACCGUCCUGCCCGCCAGCAAGAGUGCCACCUUCUCUCUCGGCCUACCGCAGCCUCCCUCCCCCAAGAACAGAGGCAAGUACAAGAGGUCCAUAGGUGCUCCGGGACAGCCCAGGGAGGUGUUCGCAGCCGUCGUCGUAGCUCCACCAAAGACCACCAGGCCCCACAAAGAGAAGCCCAGGGCCCCCCAGCCGGCAGGGCCCAGUAAAGUAGUCCAGUCUUCCCCCCUGCAGCACUCCUUCCUCACAGACGUCUCAGACGUGCGAGAGAUGGAGGGAGGGCUCCUCAACCUCCUCAACGACUUCCACUCAGGGAAACUGCAGGCCUUCGGCAAGGUGUGCUCCUUCGAGCAGCUGGAGCAUGUGCGCGAGAUGCAGGAGAAGCUGGCGCGAUUGCACUUCAGCCUCGACAGCCACGUGGAGGAGCUUUCAGAGGACCAGAGGAAGUGCGCCUCCGACCACAACCUGGAACACCUGCUCAGUAACCUGGAGGAGCUGAGCACCUCGAUGUAUCCUUUCCCCAAUUCAAUGUGUUUAUUUAUGGGAGUCACUCCGGGGCACAGACGCUGGAUUUAAAUCAUAUUUUUGGUUCAGCCCCUUUGUGUGAAUCCUUGAUGUGGCUGUGUGCAGACAAAAGCUCCACUUGGCUGAGAACCAGGACCUGCCCAAGACAUCUGGCCCCUGACAAAGUGAGGUGUGGAGGGCGGCAAGCGGCGGCAACACUCAUCUUCUCCCAACAUCUAAACCAGGCCAGGUUGCCAUGACAUUGAUCCAGCUGCCUUAGUAACCGGAUGGAAAGAUCCACUGGAUGAGGAGGAGACAUUUUUCCCCCCAUUUUGGUCAGUGAAUCCAAGGGGAUGAUACAGUAGCUUAAAGCAGCAGAGCAUUAAAUGAACAUUCAACCAAAACCAUAAACCCCUUAAUCAUGAAAUCAGAGGGUGAGUUUAACCGCUGCCGGAGAAGAAAACACUUUGUGUUCCAGUUUUGAACCUCUUUGUGUCAUCAACUAACUUGGCUUCAGUUAGUAGUUACAUCAUUUGGUAACAAAUAACUGAAUCCAAGUGAGUGAACUUGUUGCUUCUGUUUUCCAUCAAAAAAAGCACAUUUAAUGAGAGUUUGACACUUUAUAUUGCAUUACUUUAUUUCAUAUUAUGCAUGGGGUUUUUGCAUAACUUUAGAUGGCACAUGUCUCCGUCAGCAGAGCUGUGAAAUGUGAGCCAAACUUGCGCAUCGAGUAGCAAAUGUUUGGCCCUUGUUGACAACACCACUGUGGUUAACGCAGAAGUUUAUAGCAAGUUUUCACCUUUUGCUAUUACCCUGAAUGCGCUCACAUUGUUUUAUAUUUUUGCUAAAUUUAAUACUGACUGAAUUUGAUAAUAAAUGGGUGAUGCUUUCUUAAAAAAGGUGCAUUUUAACAGUUAAAAAGGGAACUCUG
Scophthalmus maximus (turbot) is the source of this 2028-nucleotide messenger RNA. It is a transcript of the gene ccdc28b, whose product is annotated as coiled-coil domain containing 28B. Bases 510 to 1169 code for a protein of 219 amino acids. The transcript has 5 exons. NCBI's taxonomy places the organism in Eukaryota, Metazoa, Chordata, Actinopteri, Pleuronectiformes, Scophthalmidae. The record is from RefSeq and is a predicted model, not a curated record.